AUUGCCAAGCCAUUGAAACUGGUAUAUAGUAGUUUAUAAAAGGGCUCGUUCUGGCAGCACUAACGGCUGCUCUGGCAAUAGCUACAUUCACCCCCAAUUUCCCAUAGAUUAUAAAUCUAAAACCCUAAAAACCACACUACUUCUGUACCUUUCGCAUUCCCGCUAUUUUCUGUCAGGAGAUUCUCAAUCCUACUACUCCUAGGGUUUUCUCUGUCCUCUCUGUAACGAUGAUGUACGGUGAUCAACAUCAUCACCAUCUUCAGCAGCAGCAGCAACCACCACACCCGCAACAUCCACCGCCGCCGCCGCCGCAGCAGCAGCAGCAGCAGCAGCAUCAGCCAAUGAUGGGCGAGUAUCCGAGGGGGCCGCAACAGCCACCGCCACCGCCGAUGAUGCGACAGCCCUCUGCUUCUUCUACCACUCUCAACGCACCAGAGUAUCACCACCAGCCGCCUGCUCAACCCCCUUACGAUGCUCAUGCAGACAGUUUUGCUGCAAAAAGAAUGAGAAAGAUUGGUCAAAGGAGGACCGUUGAUUAUACUAGCACCGUGGUGCGAUUUAUGCAGAUUCGUAUGUGGCAGCGGGAUGCAAGGGACAGGACAGUAUUGCAACCUACUCCAGCAGCAGCAAUUGAUAUGUUGCCAGCGGUUGCCUAUUCAGAUAAUCCUUCUACAAGCUUUGCCACAAAGUUUGUUCAUACAUCGCUAAACAAAAAUCGUUGUUCGAUUAAUCGGGUUUUGUGGACUCCCUCUGGGAGGCGUCUUAUUACAGGCUCUCAAAGUGGGGAAUUCACUCUUUGGAAUGGUCAGUCAUUUAAUUUUGAAAUGAUUCUGCAGGCUCAUGAUCAAGCAAUCAGGUCUAUGGUUUGGAGUUACAAUGAGAACUGGAUGGUCACUGGUGAUGAUGGGGGCUCAAUAAAGUACUGGCAAAACAACAUGAAUAAUGUGAAGGCCAAUAAAACCGCUCAUAAAGAAUCAGUCCGUGACUUAAGCUUCUGUAGGACAGAUUUGAAAUUUUGUUCUUGCUCCGAUGAUACUACUGUAAAGGUUUGGGACUUCGCUCGGUGUCAAGAAGAGCGCUCAUUGGCUGGCCAUGGUUGGGAUGUGAAAAGUGUUGACUGGCAUCCUACAAAGUCUUUACUAGUUUCAGGUGGGAAAGACAACCUUGUGAAACUUUGGGAUGCAAAGUCUGGGAGAGAGCUUUCUUCAUUUCAUGGGCACAAGAAUACUGUUCUUUGCGUCAAAUGGAAUCAGAAUGGUAACUGGGUGCUCACUGCUUCAAAGGAUCAAAUCAUCAAGCUUUAUGACAUAAGGGCUAUGAAGGAGCUUGAAUCUUUUCGUGGGCACCGGAAGGAUGUGACUGCAUUGGCAUGGCAUCCAUUCCAUGAAGAAUAUUUUGUGAGUGGUAGUUUUGAUGGAUCAAUUUUCCAUUGGCUAGUCGGGCAUGAAAAUCCCCAGGUUGAAAUUCCCAAUGCUCAUGAUAAUAGUGUUUGGGAUCUUGCAUGGCAUCCCAUUGGAUACAUUCUUUGCAGCGGUAGCAAUGAUCACACAACAAAGUUUUGGUGCAGAAAUAGGCCUGGGGAUCCAUCUCGCGAUAAAUUUAACAUGGGCCACAUCCAAGGUUAUGGUGAGCAAAACCCUGCUCUUGCUGGUCGCAUGCCUGGUAAUUUCCCCGGACCAGAGACCCCUACAACUCCUGGACCAUUUGCAGCUGGGUUGACACGAAAUGAGGGAACCAUUCCGGGUGUUGGAGUUGCAAUGCCUUUAUCUAUUCCAUCUCUUGAUUCAUCAGCCCAGGGAGAGCAGAAGCCGUUUCUACAAGUCUCAAUGCCUUCAGGAGCACCUCCUCUCCCGCCUGGUCCACAUCCAUCUCUUCUCGUUGCCAAUCAACAGCAAGCAUAUCAACAAAAUGCUCAGCAAGUCCAACAACAGCACCAGGCACUCCCACAGCAAAUGUCCUCAAUGCCUCUGCCACCUCAAAAUUUGCCACAGCUACAACCACCAUCCCAUUUACCCCUGCUUCCACAUCCUCAUUUACCCCGCCCUCCGCCCCAGCUACCCCCACAUGGUAUGCCUUCAAGCAUGCCAUCUUCAGUGCCUGGAUCUAUGCCUUCAUCAAUGCCCACUUCACUUCAAAUGCAGAUGCCUGGUCCAAUGGGGAUGCAAAGUACAAUGAAUCAGAUGAUUCGUCCAUUGCCGCAGGGCCAUUUUAUGGGCAUGAAUCCCAUGCACUCGGGAUCCCUACCUCAUGGUGGUGGUCCUCAAGUUGGAGGAAUUCCAAAUGGAUUGCCAAAUAUGCAGGGCCCUUCAAAUGCAAGUGGGAACCAAAUGUAUCCGCCAGGGGGUGCUUUCAACCGGCCACAAGGUGGACAGAUGCCGUCAAUGCCAGGACUUAAUCCUUACCAGUCUGGGAAUCCAAAUGCCACUGGCAUGGGGACAAUGCCAUCAAAUUUCGGUCUUCCAUCUGGGGUUCCGCCCCCGCUCCCUCCAGGUCCCCCACCACAUGGCCAAACACAGCAGUAGAGACCAUGUAUAUUAGUUCCCCCCUCUCCCCCCUCCUGUUCAUCCUAGGUGGAAAAUUCUUUACUCAGUUGUUUUGCUUGUGCAACUUAUUUUAAAAACUAAGCAGCUUUCAUUUUUUGUCUUUAUAUAUCAAAAUGUUGCAUAUUGUGAUGUGGAUA
Messenger RNA from Cornus florida, 2680 nucleotides. Its product is annotated as flowering time control protein FY. Gene Ontology annotation, cellular component: mRNA cleavage and polyadenylation specificity factor complex. NCBI's taxonomy places the organism in Eukaryota, Viridiplantae, Streptophyta, Magnoliopsida, Cornales, Cornaceae. The record is from RefSeq and is a predicted model, not a curated record. The transcript is spliced from 18 exons. Bases 228 to 2522 code for a protein of 764 amino acids. Gene Ontology annotation, molecular function: protein binding.